This is a messenger RNA of Elaeis guineensis (African oil palm), 2796 nucleotides long. The record is from RefSeq and is a predicted model, not a curated record. NCBI's taxonomy places the organism in Eukaryota, Viridiplantae, Streptophyta, Magnoliopsida, Arecales, Arecaceae.
AUGGACGCCAACGCCACCAAUGGGCCCCAUCCUAUUCGCUAUCCGCAGCCCCGACAAGUGCUACGUGGCAGCAAUCUAAGCCCAUUGGACGGGACGAGGAUCCUUUCGGGCCGGCUGAGAGACCGGUCCAUCAUGCGGCUUGGCGUCUCGGACCGGAUAGACCGCUUCGGAAGCCAGCGGUGGAAGGAGUCCACGAUCAGCGGCCUGAGAGCUUCUUGGAUUCUUGGUUCAAGGCUGAGAGAUAUCAAUUUAGAGAGAGUAGUUGCGAUUCAGAGAGUAGCAGUAGAAGAAGAAUAUUCGUAUGGUUUUGGCAAAUUCUGCUACUCAUCAGAUGAUGAAGGUGGAAAUGGAAGACGGGGAGAUGACAGAGUUUCUGAUUUGAGUUCUUCUCCGAUGGAGAGAGUUCGGCCGGCGAGGCGGCUGUGGAGAAGGAACAGAGGAUUGGAUCAUGAGCUGCUGACGAAGAUGAAUGAACUGGAAGGACUCUUGGCUGCUCAUAAGAUGGCCAGAGCUGGAGACUUGCAGUUAGAUCGCAUGCACAAGGCUAGGGAGAGAAGACCAGCUCCUGAUCGAUCGCCGGAGAUUGGUAACGCAGUGGAUUUUGAUGGCAAUUUUUCUUUGAGCAUCGGGGAUGAUGAGGGUUGCAGUUACCAUGCGAAGAAGUUGGAAUGUUUGAGAGGAAGGUUGUAUGAGAAAUAUAUGGAGAAGAGAGAUGCAAAGCUGAGGGAGGAGUGGGGAUUGAGGAGGACAUAUAAGGAAGCUAAGAUGAAGGCUAUGUUGGACAGCUUGGAACAGAGUCAGGCAGAGUUGAAGGCUCGAUUUGGAAGAUCUGAGGAGAGAAAGGAUUUGGCUUUUCAGGUUCGACAUGCGGAGAAGCUGAAAUCCUUCGUUGCUCGUUCCAUGAUGAAGGAUACAGAACAGCAGACAGUAGAGUUCAUCCAGACAAAGGAGGAAGAAAAUCUUGAACAGAAGGUUCAGUAUGUUCAGUUUAAAUUCUAUGAUGAUACACGACUUAAUGAUGGUUCUUCUAGCAGCACUGACUCUAAGAAGCUAUACUCUAGUAGAAGUGUACCUUCCUCCACAUCUCAAAAAUCAGUUGCACCCAAUAGCAGAUCUCCUAUCAAAUCUGGUUCCAUAAGACAAAGGACUCAGCCUGAAAAUCCUCUAAUACAAUCAGUUUCCAACAAUUCUCACCACAGGAAGGAAAAUAUGAAGCCAUUGGCCGGAACUAGCAAGAUAACCCCUCGUUCACAAUCGUGGACGCAUGCUCGAAGCAUGAGCAUCAGUGAAGGUGUUCAUAUUGUCAAGGAAGAGAAGCCUCCAAGGUCCAAGUCUAUGCGAAACAUCUCAAUUAGUUCUGGUGAGUUAAAAGACCUUUCAUCAGUAAACACUAGCAUCCCCAGACCGACACCGUCAAGAUUUUCGAAGGAGCAAAGCAAGCAAACCUCCAACAGGUUCCAAAAGAUACACGAGUCGAAGCCGUUUCUUAGAAGGGGCAAUGGGAUAGGACCUGGUGCUGGAGCUGCUAUAGCUAGAUCCAGGACCUGCAUAGCUUCUGAGAUGCAGAAAAGUGGAGAGGAGUCUGAAGGGUUGGUAGGUCAGUAUGAAUGUUCACCUGACACAGUUGAAUAUAAGGAUGAAGAAGAAUUAGGAAGAACAUCCAGUGAAGGCAGGGAAACUGGUUUUCCUUCUGACUCAGAUAGUGGGAAAUCAAGAUCCAGCCAAGAAUUAGGAAGUAUUAGUGAUCCCAGACCUGCUAAUGGUGAUGACUUUACAGCUAUAUCUAAAGCAGAUGAUGAUUCACCUACUGCUUCUAAGUUUAUCGCCUCUGCAGGGAGUAUGGAAGAGUUACAAGAACAAAAUCCUGAAUCUUGGAACUCACACAUCAAAUAUCCACAUUCCAAUUCUCAUGAGGCAUCGGAUGUUGAUGCUUCGGUGGCUAUGAACCAAAUGGAGGAGGCUGAUCCUGCUCGAGUAAGGAAGAAAUGGAAGAAAGCUGAGAAACUUGUUCUUGCCACUAAAGAUUCCCAUCAACCGCGAAAUGGUGUGGCAGAAGGGUUCAGGAGAUGGUUUAAAUUUGGGAAGAAACGCAAGGUGGUGAAAAGUAUAAUAAAUGUUACGGUAUCCGUCUCAGCAGCUUCUGGAGCUGGUGAUGAUAUAGAAAAUGACCGUGAUCUGGCAAGCCAAUCAUCGGAUGAUCUAAGGAAGUUGAGAAUGGACUACUCAGUUCCUGCUUACCAUGACAUAAAUGAGGGCAAGGUUUUUCCUGAUCAAGCAGUUCCAUCAUUACAUUGCUCCAGUCCAGGUGCUCCUACAAACUCCAUACCGAAGGAAGAUUGCGUAUGUGGAAACUCUCCAAAAGCACAUCGGUCAAUGUUAUCCAUUCCUUCAUUUCAUAGCAAGGGGAGAAAAUCCAAGCUUAAGUGACAGAACGACGGUCUACAGCAUCAGCAUUUUCCAACCAUGCCAGAGCAUGAUAUAUUAAUGCUGAUUUGAAUGAUUUCCAUAUAUGCUAGACAUCCCAGUUAUAGUCUAGAAAAAAAAAAAAAAAAAAAAGUACUUCCAUACUUUUUGGUGUGUCAUGUGAUUCACGUCAUGGAAAUCAAAUUCUCCCUGUUAUCUCUCAGUUUUGUAUAGUUUGUGGUCAUGAGGAGUUCAUUAGGCCAAACCACGCUGAUGCUUCCAGGAAUUUUUUUUGUACUAGAGCAAUUCCUUUUGUAGCUUGUAUUUGUAUGUUGGCAAUGAUACACUUGUGAGAUAUUUGAUUUAUACAAAUCAGAAGGGAUUGCUUUCUUC